AUGGAGGACCUCAACGGCCUGAGCUGGUCAGACUCCAAGUCAAGUAAACCGCCACCCAUGAGCUCGGGAUAUCUAUUCCCGACUAUGCCAUCAAACGGCGGCUCCGGCAGGUCCACUCCGCUAUCUAGCACCUCGAACCGCUCCAACUCGCCCGCAAAGCCCGCCACCUCGACCGGGGAUAGCUUCGCAAACUUAGUCUCGUUCAACUCGUCCACCGGGAAUAAGAACCUGUCGCUGAUGGAACAGCAAAAGCGCAUGGAGGAAAAUAAGGCCAAGAAGGAAGCUGAAAACCGCAAUCGCUUUGAAUCGCAAUACGGUGGCCAGAACAACCAGUUCUGGGACAACUUCGAACAAGGUCGCACGCAGAGCCCAGCCAUACCUGCGCCUCGGUCUGCCCCACCCGCGGAUGACGAUGACGAUAUCCUGGGUGCAUUUAGUGCUGAUGCGCCUGUGGAUGCCUCGACCCAUUUCCCCGUCCCCAGCUCGGCGAGAGCCUCGCCCGCAGUCACCACCAACAAUCGCCCGGAGCCUCCCAGGGGAGGAAUAUCGAUGGAGGACAACACAGGGGGGCUUGGUGCAUUCGAAGAUGACGAUCCAUUCGGACUGAACCAAUUGAAGCCGAAGUCCGCACCCGCUCCAGCUCCGCAACAAGUUGACGAUGAUGAUUUCCUUGGUCUGCUAGGCAAGCCGGUGUCGGAGAUUCCUCGCCAACAACCGAGUCCUGCGCCCGUCUCUGCUGUCUCGUCUGAUCGCGAACGAGAGCAAGAUGCUUCACCAAUGCCUUCCAAUGAGGUCGAUCGAGCUAUUGCGGAAUUGGUGGACAUGGGAUUCCCUGCGGACAAGUCGCGCAUGGCUCUGAAAACGACGCAGUCAGGGACUGAUGUCCAGGGUGCUGUUGGCUGGCUUCUUACCCAGGCUCAUGCCGAAGCUCGACAGAAGACCGAGGGACGGGGCAAUGCUCACCCCACGGAUCGCACCGAGAGAAGUGGCAGUCGUAAUCGCGAUAGGCCCUCUUGGAUGAGGGAAGAAAGAAACGGCUCCCGUUCGCGCGAGGACGGACGGAGUCCAGCAGAUAAAGACCCGGCUCAAAUGGCUGCGCAAUUCGGCAAUAGCUUCUUGAAACAAGCCGGUUCACUUUGGAAGACUGGUAGCAAGAAAUUCCAACAAGCGGUGAAUGAGUUCAACACUGAGCAUGACCCCAGCCAACCCAAAUGGAUGAGAGAGGGAGCUCCUCAGCAUGACGAUCCUCCCCCACAGCCCCAACGCCAGCGUCGCGAGCAGCCGACCCAGUCCCAAGCGCAGCAAGACUUCACAAAUGAAGCUCUUCUUCUCGAAUCUGGUGACGGCCGCCCUCGCAAGCCUACUCGGCCCCGGGAAAGCCAGCCGUCGGACCGUAGAGGCCAGCCAAGGGACCGACAGUCCCCUGGUCCUGUUCAACCAAAGCAACAGGGCAACUUCCUCGAGCGUCCCUCUCGCCCAAGCUCCCAAGAUCCUAGAUCUCGGGUCUCUCGGUUCGCUGCAGAGGAAGAACAGGCGCAGGCCUAUGUUAGCCCGGCGAGGCGCAAGCGGCCCCAAGCCCCAGCUGCAGCUCCUGCCCCUGAGCCUGCAGUUGACCUGUUCGAUUCCCCCGCCCCUGUAGCCAGCCGACCCAAACCAUCGGCUCCUGCACAGACCGCGACUCCCCCGGCGCGAUCAACUCCUAUCCCAGUGCGCCCUAAGGCUCCAACUCGAUCCAUCCCACCUCUAUCCCAACAAGCUCUUCAAUCCACACAUCGCCACCGCGGGAAGGCGGCAGAUUCAUACAAGCGAGGUGACUAUGCUGAAGCACACCAGAGCUUCUCCACAGCUCUCAGCAUGCUCCCAGAUACACACCCCAUCACCAUCAUCAUCCGCAGCAACCGUGCCAUGACAGCUCUCAAGAUCGGCGAGCCCAAGUCUGCCGUCGAAGACGCCAAUACAAUCCUCACCUUCAUCGGUCCUUCCAAAGGCGAGUCGGAAGUAAUCGACCUCGGCAACGGCGAAUCGCCCAAACCAAUGAAAGACUUCUACGGCAAAGCCCUCAUGCGCAAAGCCGAAGCACUGGAACAGCUUGAGCGCUGGACCGACGCUGCGCAAGCAUGGAAAGAUGCCGUCGAGUCCGGCCACGGCGGAAGUACCAGUAUUCAAGGUCGAAACCGAUGCGAGAAGGCCGCUGGCACUAGCAAGCCCCAACAAGCUGCUCCUCGCAAGAGACCCACGCCUGCUCCUAAGCCCAAGGCAUCUGCCCUAUCGGAUCUUGCUCCAACUUCAGCAUCAGGCUCAGACUUUGAGUCUGUGAGUCGUCUACGACAGGCCAAUGAAGCCGCCGAACGCGCCGACGAGGAGAAGUUCGCCCUGUCAGAAAGUGUGGACGCCAGAAUCGCAGCCUGGCGCAAUGGAAAACAGGAUAACCUCCGCGCCCUUCUCGGUAGCUUAGAUUCCGUUCUCUGGCCCGAGGCUGGCUGGAAGAAGAUUGGCUUGUCGGAAUUGGUGUUGCCGAAUAAAGUCAAGAUUCAGUACAUGAAGGGGAUUGGCAAGGUGCAUCCUGAUAAGAUCUCCACGACUGCCACUACUGAACAGCGCAUGAUUGCUGGUUCGGUGUUCGGAACCCUGAACGAAGCCUGGGACAAGUUCAGGAUUGAGAACAAUCUUUGA
Molecule: messenger RNA, 2673 nt
Organism: Penicillium olsonii
Lineage: Eukaryota; Fungi; Ascomycota; Eurotiomycetes; Eurotiales; Aspergillaceae
Source: the annotation of a GenBank genome assembly